Molecule: messenger RNA, 4775 nt
Organism: Helobdella robusta
Lineage: Eukaryota; Metazoa; Annelida; Clitellata; Rhynchobdellida; Glossiphoniidae
Exons: 30
Coding region: 1-4239 (1412 amino acids)
Biological process (GO): protein dephosphorylation
Molecular function (GO): protein tyrosine phosphatase activity; protein binding
Source: RefSeq, a predicted model, not a curated record
AUGAGAUUGACAGCUCGUUACCUAAACACUGCAGAGAUGGGCGGUCCAGGGAGGAACGAUAAUAUGGAAGGUCCUAGUACUCCGAUCAUUCAAGUUACAACUCCGGAUUUUGUUCCAGAAGAGCCAGCCAAAUUAUCAUUGAAAACCAUCAACUCGACAAGCGUGUAUGUUCAAUGGAAACAUCCAGCCAAUCACCUUCAAGGGGUCAUUAAGGGUUAUAAGAUCACAGCAACCCCACUAAAUUCAUCCCUACCCACAAUUACGAAAGAAACAUCUGACGUAACGGAAGCAAUUGUAACUGGAUUGAAACACGAAACUACUUAUCAAUUUCAUGUUGUGGCUUUCACUAAGAAAGGUGAUGGAACUGUCGGGAAGAUGAAGAAAGUUAAAACUAAAGGAGAGGUACCAGCACCUCCACAAAACAUGAAAGUAUCGAUAAAGGAGGACUACACGGCUCUCGUUACAUGGAGCAAACCGCCGAUCAGCUUGGAUGGCUACAAAAUCGCGUACUCCGUGGCGGGAGAUAGUGAUGUUGAGGAGAGGAGAGUUGACGGUGAUAAGACCAUGUUCAUCACGGCCUCCCUACAGAAAGGAUCAGAUUAUGAAUUCAGAGUAUCGGCCAGGAAUAAAGUUGAUUACGGAGAGCCAUCUAUCGUCAGCGUUAAAACCCCUGAUGCAAAGCCAAUAGGGUCACCGCUCAACUUUACGGCCGUCUGGGUCGGCGGGUCAUCCUUGAAGUUGUCAUGGCAACCACCUCAUAAACAGGACAGGAACGGAAAAAUAGUGAUGUACCAGGUGCAGUAUCAGAAGAGAACCAACAUGAGAGACGAUUUCUUCCUGAACACCACACAUCAGUCUAUGCAAAUAAAUGGCCUCGACCCGAACAGCGACUACUUUUUCCAGAUAAGGGCCUACUCGAGCAAGGGUCCCGGGCCGUGGAGCAUCAAGUUGCCAUUCAGGACCUUGACUGGAUCCUACCUACCUCCACCAUCCAACCUGCAAGUCCAACAACUAUCGCCAUCAUCGAUGGACAUUUCGUGGGACCCUCUAGAUUUAGGCGGGAAUAAUAACUUUGGCGGGAAUAAUAAUUAUGGCGGGCAUAAUAAUCUUGGUGGUUAUUUGAGGUAUCAGUUGUUCUACAGCAUGUUCGCGCUGGAUGAUGUUGACGAGUGGACCAAAACUGAGACUGACUCGACACGAGCGAUAAUAGAGGGCUUGGAACCAAAUAAUGGUUAUGCAUUCAGAGUUCGCGCCAUCACUAACGACGGCCUGAUUGGCAAUCUAUCUGAAGUCGUAUAUUCAAAUAAGUUGGAACAGGAUCAUCCUGACGCCGUGCAAGAAUUUAAAGUGAAAUCCCAAACAAGUAGGUCUCUAACCUUGGAGUGGAAACCCCCGAGAAAGCCAGGGGUCUACAAAUAUAACAUCUUGUUCGAAGGCCGCAAAACUUUCAAAAACUCGCUGGACCAACUCGAAACUUUCAUCGACCCACAAAGGGACGCAAAAGUAUCGAAAGAGGACCGACAACUACUUCUGGAUUCCCUGGUACCGAAUACUCUCUACUUUGUUAACAUCUCUACUAAAUUUAUUGACGGUAAGACAGGCCCAUCACUGCAACUGAGAGCCGAAACCUACGUGGACGCUCCUCCCCCCUUUGAAAGGCCCCACCUCAUACAUAUCCUGUCCGACUCUGUUGUCACGGUGAGGUUAUACGGAGCCUCAGAGAAGCACGGACCAAUCACGCACUAUCACGUCAUUGUUGUCCUGGAUACUGGGGAACAAAGAACCCCUGAUGACUAUACUCCCGAAGAGUUGAGAAAUAAAGGAUCACCAUCCUCAUCAUCGAGCAAGUCCGCCUGGAUUGCCGCAGUAUUUGAAAAGAGUGUUCCGGCAGAAAUGAAAUUAGGAGAUGGACAGAAAGUAGGGAUGGGCGGUUUUAUAAAUCGGCCACUGAAAGCUGAAGAAUUGUACAGAGUGUUUGUCAGGGCUUUCGUCUCUAACAACAAGUACAGAUCGUCACCAUUCUCCCACCUCAUCUCAACUAACCACCAAACUAUGAUGGGCAUUGCAAUGAUGCCAGAAAACAUCAACAACAACAUCAUCAACAACAACAACAACAACAACAAAUACUCAAUUGAUUUGUUGUACAUAGUUGCUCCAAUAUGUGGGGCUGUUGUUCUCAUACUGCUCUGUAUACUCUUGACACUCUUCAUUAGGCGAAGAACUUCCGCCAACAACAACAACAACAAAACAUCAACAACUCAGCAACACAUUUCAGACGCUAACAAAUCACUACUACGCAACAACAACAAAGCUGUGACGUCACCAUCAUCACUGACGUCAUCUUCGUCGUCGUCAUCACCACGAGAUCCGGUCGAGUUGAGGAGGAUGCACUUCCUGACACCAGCUAUGUCCAGUCACCCACCAAUCGCGAUCAGUGAAUUUGCUAGUCACGUGAACAGGAUGAAGUUAAACGGUGGUCAUCUUUUCUCAUUGGAGUAUGAGAGCAUUGACCCCGCCCAGCAAUUUACCUGGGAGUCAUCUUCAAUGGAGUGCAACAAACACAAAAAUAGAUAUGCUAAUGUUGUGGCCUACGAUGUCUCUAGAGUUAUUUUGAAACCGAUAGAUGGAGUGGCCGACAGCGACUACAUCAACGCCAACUACAUGGACGGCUACAAAAAACAUAACGCCUACAUUGCUACACAGGGCCCACUUCCGGAAACAUUUGACGAUUUUUGGCGAAUGGUCUGGCAGGAAGGAAGUGACGUCAUUGUUAUGGUCACCAAGCUUGAGGAAAGAAAUAGGAUCAAAUGCAACCAGUACUGGCCAAUGAGAGGUUCUGAAAUGUUCGGAGAUAUCGAGGUUGUACUCAUGGAGUCUGUUGAACUGGCUCACUACACAAUAAGAACGCUACACAUUACUAAGACGAGCAAUUCAAAUCCAGCCGAGCCAAUAGGAAGAAGGGAAAUCAAACACUACCAAUACACGUCGUGGCCCGAUCAUGGCAUCCCGGAUGAAUGCACGACCUUCAUAAUGUUCGUCGAAAAGGUCAAAUCUCAUCAUCACCAUCUUCAACAACAACAUCACGUGUCGUCUGGAGGACCUGUUGUCGUUCAUUGCAGUGCAGGAGUAGGAAGAACGGGCGUAUACAUCGUCGUUGAUUCCAUGAUCGAGAGAAUAAACGACCACACCAACAGCAGCAGCAGCAGCAGCGCCACAAUAGACAUAUAUGGCCAUACAACAUGUCUCAGGUCGCAGCGUAACUACACAGUGCAAACUGAAGAUCAGUACAUUUUUAUACACGAGGUAUUGAGGGAGUACCUAAGCAUGAUACCUCGCACUGAGGUCCAGGCCAGGCAUCUCUACAGUCACUUGCAGGCUCUAUUGACCAAACGCGUCUCUGGUGUCGGUGCUGAUGUUACAGAUUUGCAGCUGGAGUUUCGAAAACUGAACCAAAUAAAACUGAGCAACAACUUAUGCAAGACAACAAGUUCACUUUUAGUCUGCAACAAACAUAAGAACAGAUCGGUUCAUAUACUGCCAUACGAAUCAUCGCGUGUAUGUUUGCUGCCAAUCAGAGGCGUUGAAGGUUCGGAUUACAUCAAUGCAAACUUCGUUGACGGUUAUCGCAACAAAAGAUCAUAUAUAGCAACUCAAGGUCCAAUGCUUGAGACGACGGAAGAUUUCUGGCGCAUGAUCUGGGAGCACAACUCCACUAUCAUCGUCGUACUCACUAAAAUUAGGGAGAUAGGCAGAGAUCAGUACCAUCAGUAUUGGCCUGGUGACAGAUCGGCCCGUUAUCAAUAUUAUGUGGUGGACCCGAUGGCCGAGUACAACAUGCCCCAAUACAUUUUGAGAGAGUUCAAGGUCACCGAUGCCAGGGACGGCCAAUCACGAACUAUCCGUCAAUUCCAAUUCACUGAUUGGCCAGAAGUCGGAGUGCCCCAGAGUGGAGAGGUCUUCAUUGAUUUCAUUGGUCAGGUGCACAAGACCAAGGAACAAUUCGGACAGGAUGGACCAAUCACUGUUCAUUGCUGCACAGGAACGGGUCGAACGGGGGUCUUUAUAUGUUUGAGUUACGUUCUUGAUAGGAUGAGAAUGGAGGGAGUCGUUGACAUCUUCACAACUGUCAAGCUACUCAGACAACAACGAAUUGCCAUGGUUGCCAACGAGGAGCAGUAUGCAUUCUCUUACAGAUCUGCUCUCGAGUACUUGGGUUCAUUUGAUCAUUAUGCCACUUAAAUACGCACAUGCACUGUUGUUCACUUUUUAAAAUCAUUUGUUUUAGCAUCUUAUUUUAUUUUUUACUUUGAAUACGUCGUUCUACAUGAAUUUAAAAAAUUUUCAGAUGAUUUUGAAAUGAUUUUUGCGAAUUUGUUAUUUUGGUAAUUUUUUAUCGAAUUUUUAAAAUAAUUGUUGAACUUUAUAUUAUAUAUGAUGCGAAUUUGUAGCUUAUUAGUUUGGAAAUUAAGCAUACCUAUACAUAGUUUUUGUUCGUUUUUCGUGUGUUUCUCUCGUGUGUUUCUCGUUAAAUGUUUCAUUUUUAUCUCUUUCUAUUUUGUGUUUUUUAUUAAAUUUUUGUUUGUCUAAAUUUAUAACAUUUCAAAACGUUCAAAUAAAUGACCAGGUGAUGUGUGGUGGUUAAAGUUUAGUGGUAUUUAUAUUGACACUGGCUGAUUCAGACAACUUUGGCGAAAACUGAAAAUAUUAUAAUUAGAAAAAGGAAAAUGCCAAAUUAUUAAUGUUCAUGUUAAUAAACUUAAAAUUUCCGAAAUCUC